Molecule: messenger RNA, 5904 nt
Organism: Athene cunicularia (burrowing owl)
Lineage: Eukaryota; Metazoa; Chordata; Aves; Strigiformes; Strigidae
Gene: LMTK2
Product: lemur tyrosine kinase 2
Exons: 15
Coding region: 1-4530 (1509 amino acids)
Biological process (GO): protein phosphorylation
Molecular function (GO): protein kinase activity; ATP binding
Source: RefSeq, a predicted model, not a curated record
AUGACCCCUUGUCAGAUCUUGGAAAGAAGCAGUAAGGUUGAAAGCAGUAAAGCAACUGUUGAAGAAUUGCUUGAAGAUUUGGUUGAGGCUGUUCAAAAAGACCAUCUAGAAGAAGAUACGGUAUUUGGAACAGGGGAGGAUGCUAAUGAGAAGACAGGAGAAGUAGCUACAGCUGAAGUUUCUUCAUCUUUUGUGAUUCUAUCUGUAUGUACUCUAGUAGUACUGGUAAUACUGCUUGCCAACUGUGUCUCCUGCUGUAAAGACCCUGAGAUAGAUUUCAAGGAAUUUGAAGAUAACUUUGAUGAUGAAAUAGAUUUUACACCUCCAGCAGAAGACACUCCAUCUGUUCAGUCUCCAGCAGAAGUGUUUACUCUUUCCGUUCCAAAUAUUGGUUUACCAACUCCUUCCCAGUUUCCAUCUCGUACAGAUGGAUCAAAGUCUCAAGUUGCACGUCAGAGUCUAAACUACAUCCAGGAAAUUGGAAAUGGCUGGUUUGGAAAGGUUCUGCUUGGAGAGAUCUACACAGGCACUAGCGUAGCAAGGGUAAUAGUGAAGGAGUUGAAGGCAAGUGCAGGUCCCAAGGAGCAAGAACAGUUUUUAAGAAAUGGAGAACCCUAUUACAUUCUUCAGCAUCCAAACGUUCUCCAGUGUAUUGGGCAAUGUGUGGAAGCCAUUCCUUAUCUCUUAGUUUUUGAGUUCUGUGACUUGGGUGACCUAAAAACUUAUAUCUGCAAUGAGCAGGAACACAUCAAAGGAGAUUCACAAAUAAUGCUGCUACAGAGAAUGGCGUGUGAGAUUGCUGCUGGACUUGCUGUAAUGCAUAAACAUAAUUUUGUGCAUAGUGACUUGGCCUUACGAAAUUGCUUCCUUACAUCCGAUUUAAAUGUCAAAGUAGGAGAUUAUGGCAUAGGAUUCAGUAGGUUUAAGGAAGAUUAUAUUGAGACAGAUGAGAAGAAACUUUUUCCUCUCCGAUGGACUGCACCUGAGUUAGUAACAAGUUUUCAAGACAGACUGUUAUCAGCAGAGCAAAAUAAAUACAGCAACAUAUGGUCCCUGGGUGUAACAUUAUGGGAGCUGUUUGAGAAUGCUGCUCAGCCUUACUCAGACUUUUCUGACAGGGAAGUCCUAACCCAUGUCAUAAAGGAGAAGCAGGUUAAACUCUUCAAGCCACGUCUGGAGCAGCCAUACUCUGAUAGAUGGUAUGAAGUUCUGCAGUUCUGUUGGCUACCUCCAGAAAAGAGACCAACAGCAGAAGAAGUGCAUAGACUUUUAACUUACCUUCGCAUGCAAAGCCAAAGGGACUCAGAGAUUGAUUUUGAACAGCAGUGGAAUGCUCUUAAACCAAACACCUCAAAUAGAGAAACAAAUAAUUCUGCAUUUCCAAUCUUAGAUCAUUUCACAGGAGAUAGACUUGGCCAUGAGAUGGAGGAAGUUCUUACUGUAACUGAAACAAGCCAGGGUCUCAGUUUUGAAUAUAUCUGGGAGGCAGCUAAACAUGAUCAUUUUGAUGAAUGUGGUCAUGUGAAUCCUGAUGAAGCAAUGACAUACACAAGUAUUUUCUUUCCGGUGGAGGUUUUUGAGAGGUCGCUUUCAGAGCAAGGGUCGGGAGCACAGGAUGGAAGUGGUCAAGAAGCAUCACUUGCUGUCCCUGGAGUGUUACCUGUGUUUGAUGCACAUAAGCUUUCUGUUGGAAAUGACUACUAUAUCCAAUUAGAGGAAAAAGGAAGUGGCUGCAGCAUGAAUUUUGAUAACCAAUCAGUUGUGCUGACUACAGAAGUUGAUCAUCAAGAAGCUGUGCAAGAAAAAAGUUCUCAUUUCACGGUUCUCAGGGAUCUUGAUGUUGAAGAAUCUAGCACUGACGGGGACUUCUUCCACUACAAUACUGAUACUAAAGAGGAAUUUUUACCUGCAACCAGCAGUCCAGAAAGUCCUUUCCAGAAUAUGUUUAAUGACAUUGACAGAUCAGAAGAAUUGACAAACAGAAAAAUACUUAGUUUUGUUGAAACAAAUGAAAUUCCUAAAGACUUUAAACCAGCUGUUUUAAACUCGGACACAGAUGCUAGAAAGGCAGUAGACCUUUCUGAGAAGGAGUAUUCUAGUCAUGCUUCUGAAAAGGAAACCGUUUCCUUAUGUGAAAACAUCUCUAACCAGUCUGACUUGGUAACUUUAGAGGAACUUUCUGAUAACUUUUUGUUUCUUCAAGAGAAAAACUUAUUAACAGGGUUAUUGUCUAACAAAACCAGCAGUGAUUAUGGGCAAAAGCCAGAAGGUGUUCUAAAAAGUGUAUUGGAAACGUCAAAUAGAAACUCUGUAGAGCCUGAGUCUGUGCUGGCUGAAAAUGCACAGGUCUUUUCUUUAAUACAUGAAAAUCUUAGAACAGUGAAAGACGAAAAUUUUAACCCAGUGACAAUGAAUAAAGAUCCAAAUUCUCAGUCUUCGACUACUGUAGAGAUGCAGGCAUCCUCUAGUCCAUCUGCAGCACAUAGGUCAUGUGAUAAACAUGCAAAUAUUUCUUAUUUGAAGGAUGAGGAAGAACUAUUAAAUGUGGAAGUCAAUGAAGUUGUGUCCUGUAAUAUUGAUAUUCUCUGUCAAGAAGAGUUAUCCAAUAAUGCCAAAAAUAAUAAUGUUGGAAACAAUCCAUGUUAUGGUGUUGCUGUUGAAACAGAUGAGUGUGAUGCACAAAUAAAACAGGGAAUUCUUUUCAAGUCUGAUGUAGUAGCUUUUAAUAGAGAAAAAUGUGGUGAUCAGGAAGAUGCAAAAAGAAACUUGCAAGAUAAGUCUCCCAUAUUAAAAAAAGAUGAAUGUUUAUUGGAAGAAAGGCAAGAAACAUCAAAGAAUUUUGAGAACUGUAAGGAUGUUCCAGAAGAGGUGACCUUAAUUUCUGUUGCUACUUCAGACUGUACAAGUCAGGAUAGUCUUUUGGAAGACAGCCCAUCUCCUAUACAAACUGUGGAACAAACCUUAGAGACGCCCGAUUCUUUGGAUUCUUUAGAUGUAAAUGAGGUUUUAGAAUCUUUACAGGCUCAAAGUCCUCAGAAACUUUUGCCACCCGAUAGACCUGCUGACAGUGGCUAUGAAACAGAGAACCUGGAAUCCCCAGAAUGGACUUCCCAUAUCACUGUUGAGGAUACUUCUAGUGUAGAUACUCCUCUCUGUGUUGUCAGUGAGAGCAAUGUCAGUGCUUUACCUUCUAAUCCAGUCAUAAUUGUUUCAGAAGCAGCAGCUUGUUUAGAUGCAGUGAACAGCAAUUUUGAAAUAAGCCCAAAGGUUUUUCUGGGUGGAAAUCAGAACUCCUAUAGAGACUCUGCCUAUUUCUCUGAUAAUGAUUCGGAGCCAGAUAAAAGAACUGAAGAGACUGUAAAUCUGUCAAGAGAGACGAUGUGUGUUUCUUCAAACAGGGGAGAGAAUAGUGCUGAAGAGGAUUACAGUUUUGAAGAGAGACAGCAAAAAUGUGAUGUAAGGAAUUACCAGGAUACCAGUAAUGAAAAUACAAAAUUAGAACUAAAUCACAACUUAGAGAUCCAAGAGAUGGAUGUAAGGAUGCAGGAGUGUCCUGAUGAGUGGUCUGAGGCAACUAUGAAUUCCCUGGAAGUAUCAAUGGAAAGUAACCUACAGGAUGAAAUAAAACUAUCUGAGACUUCCCAUAAAACUGUCUCUUGUGUUGGCACUAAUACUUCAGAACUUCUUUCACACAGAGACUUGAAAUCUCUGCAUAACAUACACAGUCCUUUGGAUUUGAGUAACAGUGAGAAGUCCUUCUAUCACACUGAAGGACAAAAACUGAAAGAACCAGAUAUUGAAGGAAAAUACCUUGGCAAACUCGAUGUUUCCGGAAUGCUUGAUUUAGAAGAUGGUGAUGAUGCAGAUGAGGAGGAUGAAAACAGUGAUUCUGAGGAUGACAUGAGGACUUUUCAUAUGCAUAGUCUGAGUUCUGACAGUGAAGAUGAAACUGUUCAUCAAGUACCUGAGAUACUUACUGACAAGGAUGAUGGAAAACAUCUGAGAAGCUUGUUAAAACUUCCAAAACCUCUUGAUGAAAGGCAGCAUGAGCACUGGCAAAAUGAGAAAAAGGCUGUAACGUUCUUUGAUGAUGUGACAGUCUAUUUGUUUGAUCAGGAAACACCGACUAAGGAGCUGGGAAACCAUGCAACAGACUUGAACGGGGAAGGCUCUUGCAGCACUCCUGUUCCAUCUUCGAGUUUUAGUUACUUAAAUAAAUUUGCAAAUUCGGAAAGCUCGACAGAUGAAGAAGGUGGGGGUUUUGAAUGGGAUGAUGACUUCUCUUCUCCAGAGCCAUCUUUUUUAUCAAAGGCAGCUAACAGUCUUAUUAGUUCUAAACCACCUCUUCAGUCGUCAAAGUACUUCUCUCCACCUCCACCUUCCCGGGCCCUUGAUCAGAACUGGUCACAUCCAUCCCCUUAUUCUAGAUUCUCUAUCUCUCCUGCAAACAUGGCAAGCUUUUCUCUCACACAUCUUACAGAUUCAGAUAUAGAGCAAGGAGGAAGCAGUGAAGAUGGAGAAAAAGAUUAAAUGAAUUAAAACUUCUUUGGACUACAUGUAUGAAACACACAGACUUUGUGUCUGAAACUUCUUUAUCUAAACUCUGGAUCCUCCUGGAGUAACACAGGUAAUCAAGAAGUACUAGGAAAUGAAAGUAAACACUGAAAGCAAUGUUAAAUCAGGACAUUAAUUUGAAUGUGUAUUUAACUUUGUAAUGUAUUUUUAAAUCAGUGCAAUUUUGCUUUUCAUUGAAAGAUGAUUCUGCCGCUGUUUUCAAGUACUUGAAGUAUUUUUCAGAUAACUUAAGACACAAGUAAAGCAAUUACACUACAGUCUGGUUUAUGUAUGAGAUUGUAUAAUAUUCUUUUUAUAUUUUUCCAUGUAGUUCAUUAUCUAUUUGAACAUACACCUGUUGUAGAAUUGUGUAUAACUGUCUGUGCAACAGGUGGCUGUGUUGCUGAAACUGUAUGAAUGAUAGUUGAUCAGUAGUGAGCCAUAUUUAUUCAAAAAGAUAUCACUACAUAUUACUUUGCUUAUUACAAUUGCACUAUGGAUUACUCUUCCUUUUCUUUCCUGAUGAUGUACAGAAUCAAAAUCUUAAAUCUUUCAAGAAAAAUAAGACAAGUUGAAUUGGCCCAGUUAUCCAGUUUAAUUUGUCCUUUUUGUAGCCUUUGCUAUGCACGGUACUUGUAAAACGUACAUAACUUCUGAGUGUUAUGUUAGACUUGCUGAAAUCUUAUAUUCAGUACCAUUUCUAAAUUAUAAUGGUUAUAGGUUGAUUGUUAGUGUUCAUGUUUUAUAGGAAACUGGAAAAGAAUAUGUGAUAUACUCUGGAAUUUUUAGAUGAAAGAGAUAAUGUCUCAUUUCCUGAAUAUGAUCCUACUGACUGCUUAAACUGUAAUAGCAUCUGACUAUAUCAUAAUUAAGGGCCUUCCAGUUUUUACUACAAUUUCUGCCUUGGAGAGAGAAGAGGAAAAAUUGGCUGUACAAAAUCGUGGAAUUUAUGAAUCUUAUAAAAAGACUAAUUUCAAUAGACUGCAUUCGGGCGCACUUGGCCCUUCAGUUGUACAUUCUGUGAAUUUUGAAGCUCACUCUUCUGCUGACUGCAGAUUGGGGCUGCCAUUCAGAGGCCUGUGGUAAAUCUACCUCUCAGUGAUGUCAUGACAAUUAAGAAUUAGAUUAAUGGUUAAUGCCCAAUUUUGCACCCUUUAUAAGGCCAGACAUAUUUUAAAAUGUCUGCAAGGCUCCAUAGCAUGUCCUGAAAUGCAUACUGACCAAAAGAUGCAGUAUAAUAUAAAGUUUACUCUGAAGCUGACUGUAGGGAAGGGAAUAUAUUGUGAGUGGUUUUAACCUUCAUAUUCUACCAUGCAUUUGUGCUAAUAAUCCUUUAAACUGCUUGGGGGG